This is a messenger RNA of Mytilinidion resinicola, 3146 nucleotides long. RefSeq lists its product as uncharacterized. Lineage: Eukaryota; Fungi; Ascomycota; Dothideomycetes; Mytilinidiales; Mytilinidiaceae. The coding region runs from base 200 to 3022 and encodes 940 amino acids. The record is from RefSeq and is a predicted model, not a curated record. The transcript has a single exon.
UUCGCACAUGUGCCACGACUGCACGCCAGCCACCUUUCCCCUUCUCACGGUACCUGGAUCGUGACCUCCAACUUCACCGCUCGCAUUUCUCCAUCUGCGCACAACGAAUCGCUGCUACGGGCUUGGCAGCACACUCCUAAUCUCAUAGCACUCCGUCUGCAGGACGGCGCGGCUGCCGUCGACUGCUCUGUCGGCCACAAUGGCUCAGAUUGCCCUGCCACGACAGCACGUUACUCAGCCCUCUGAAUCUGACCGCAUGGGCUCACCGCUCUACAAGCGGCGAGGCGCCUCUGCUUCGGGUCCCAUCGAGCUCAUCGCCAAUCCGGACUUUGUCUUUCCGCAACCAUCGCCCGCAGACACGACCGACUCGACCACUUCGUCCAGACGGCCAAUGUCGCUCCAGGCUAUGCCUACCGGACGGCGAGGGUCGGCUGGAGGGCUACGCCAGAAGUCUGUCAGUGCCCUGCCGUUGCCAGACUUCAGCUUCAAUCCAUCUGCAGCAGACCAGUCCGUAGCGACGGCGCCCAUCACACCUCCCAUCUCACCUAUUGCCACAACACCCACGACUCCCUCUAGGAAUAUAGGACAUCGACGACGGGGGAGCGAGUUCAUUGGCGGUGACGCAAGGUCUGGGGGUGUGAGCAUUCUCAGUUCCAGCCCAACCAAGGCUGAAGCUGUUCUGCCUCCACCAGCUGCACUCCGCCCUGGCCCUCCGGCAGGCCGCCGUGGUCACGCCCACCGUCGUUCAGGUGCUAUAUCGUCUCAUGACCUGUCGUCCAUUCUCCAGCCGACCGAUGCCAACGCCACGACACGAGCUGGAAGCGCUCCUGUGACGCCAAUGGAGAAUGAAAUGAAACCGUUCCUCAGUCACUCGGUGAACAAGUCUCUAUCUCAGCCAUCCUUGCAUUCUUCAGCCGUGGAGGACGAUGUUCUGUUUCAGGAAGGUUCUGAUGGUCCCGAUUCAUCCCCACGACGGCCACCAUCGAGGGCACGAGUAGGAUUCUCUGACCGUGUUGAGUACAUUCGUCCCCUAUCGACGAUUUCCUCAGAGACAGAGAGUUCGCUAUCAACUCUUCGUGGCCAUUCAGUCUCUAAUAGCCUUUCAUCCGUUGUCAGCAAUGGAGCAGCCAGCCCACCUACUGCCCGUAUGGCCCGCCCUUCUCUGAACACCACAUUCGAGGACGACGCACGACCAAGCACAGCAGGUGCCGUGCUUGACAACAAGCAUAGGAACAGCGCCUUCGGUGGAGACCUGUUCAGCCGUAAGCGCCCAAUGUCUGCAGUUGUGCCGACCUCUCCGGGGUCUUCUGGCAGUCAUAUGACCACACCACGGAUUCCAGCCAAGCGACGAAGCUUCUUCCGCUUAGAUCAUGGACGUCGUAGUGACUCCUCCCUGCAUCUGGAAACCGCGAAUCCUGCGAGUGCUUCCGAUGCGUCUCUUUCUGCAGAUACGCUGGAAUCUCCUCCAGCUUCCCCGGACCGAGUUGUAGACCACGACGAAGAAGUGGAGUCUUCCGAAAAACCCAAAGGCUCCUCCCGGAAGACUCAACGAAAACCGCGAAAGGUGAAGUCUUGGGCUAAUGCUAUCAUCUCUCGAAAAACCCGCCAUGGACAUAAGUUCAAGAACAGGGUUCCUACACCCCCUCCAGAACCUUCUGCGACUGUAGAAGACGAAUAUGAGGACCUGGACUUCGGUGCCAAUUUUGACGUCGAUAAUACUGUCACUAUCGUCUCUCCCCCACCUGAGUCAGUUGAGAGACCUAGGCUGGAGACCGAUAUCGCCUCAUGGAAACCCAGAGAGUUCAAACGACAGAACUCGGACGCCUUGAGCCCGGUGAUCGACCUAGAUGCUGCUCUGGGACCUUUUAAUACACCUAUAGGUCCCAACGGACGCGGCAACAGUCGUGGGUUCUCGGGUGCCAGGCGGACGAUGCACAGUGCGGGAGGCAUUCUGCAAAAUCAUCGUCGAACUGAGAGUGCUCCUGAACUUGUUCCAUUUGAAUUCAGAGCUACCGCCAUCGCUACAACUUCACCAAUGGCAGAUGUUUUUGAAGAAGAGGAGGAAGAAGACGCCGAGAUGACCGAAGUGCCAACGCCAUCUAUUGAUAUCGUCACCGAGGAAGUCGAGGAUGAAUUGGAGGAGCCUAGCAUCGGCAUUCAAGUUGUUGACACAGAUGACGUUAGCAGUGGCUCCGCCAUCAACUGGAAUUUCGACGACGGACUCCGUAUCAAGCAUGAAAACAAGGCUUGCCCCCAAGCAUCUGUAGAAGAUGUUGCUCCCACUGAUGUUUCCUACUCUCGAGAGGAGACUCCUGUCCCAUUCGAGCGUCAGGACUCUUCUCUUGCGAUGGGAGCGGAUCCUGUUGAGGUUGUCGAGGAUUAUGAAGAGCCCCGAACCUCAUCUUUGACUCGCUCUUCCGACUCCACUAUCACUCCUACAAUGUCUGAAGAUGAAGCCAAACGGAAUCGACAACUACAUCUACCAUUGCCUCUCACCACGCACCAGAAUCUCAUGACCCCAGACACUUUCACGAACUCCUCCUACUCGUCACCCGACUUUAGGUCGAGCCAGACCUCAUUCGACACGCAACGUCUUGGUACUGCCUCGUCUUCUAUCACCGACUAUCGAAUGAUGAAUCCAGCACACUUUGGCGAGCCUGGGCCAGAACUUCGGGUUUCGGUCGAUGACGUUCCUUCCUUGACAAGCAGCAGGUCGACAAUGACCAGCGCUCUUCAUAACACAUUCCCACUUAUGAGCCCUCGGAACCCUAGCGAACGUACGGGUUCCAUGAGCUCGAUCCCAAGCGAUGUCUCUGAGCGACGUAGGAAGCGCUCUAGCAUUGCCAGUCUAUCCAGACUCAUCCAGGGCUCUUCGUUCGGCGAGAGAAGCAAGCUAUCAAUUGAGCAUAGGCCGCAAUCCGCACACAUGGAGACGACAACCAAGGACCCUAAAGUCAAAAAGCACAAGCGAUUGAGCAAGAUGAUGCAGUUCUGGAAGCCCAGGGAAUCCUCUCAAAACUGAAGCGAACCCUCAACAUCCUGGGAAACCUCUCUAUACAAUUACCCAUACCUCACUCCUCCUCUCACUCACUUUAAUAACCGGACGGCGAGGUCGGACCAACUACCGGCCUAUGUUGAUGGCACGA